Messenger RNA from Bombus impatiens (common eastern bumble bee), 1609 nucleotides. Its product is annotated as dynein heavy chain 12, axonemal-like. The coding region runs from base 762 to 1499 and encodes 245 amino acids. The transcript is spliced from 3 exons. The record is from RefSeq and is a predicted model, not a curated record. NCBI's taxonomy places the organism in Eukaryota, Metazoa, Arthropoda, Insecta, Hymenoptera, Apidae. Gene Ontology annotation, cellular component: dynein complex. Gene Ontology annotation, biological process: microtubule-based movement. Gene Ontology annotation, molecular function: dynein light intermediate chain binding; minus-end-directed microtubule motor activity; dynein intermediate chain binding.
UUCGGAUGCAAAAACCAUACAGACUUUGCAAUAAUAUUCAUUGGAAGUAGAAGUAAGUGAGAUCGUGCGUGGAUAAGUGUACGUGUAUUCGGCGAAUCGUUAAUCUUGAUUUAUUCGGAAAUGAGAUGUUACGAAAUGAAAUGACGAGUAUUACACGAAAAAAAUAUAGCUUUACAUUUUCGACUUAUUCUUUCAUGUAGACUCACACUCUUUUCGGUUGCACCAUCAGGAUGGUAUCACUUUAUGUAUUGAAGUUUCUUUUCCUUAUAUAUUAGCUCUUUUUAAAUGAUUAUGAGCAAGUACCAUUUGAUGCACUUCUCUAUUUAACGGGUGAAUGUAAUUACGGUGGCCGUGUAACUGAUGAUAAGGAUAGACGUUUGCUGAAUUCAUUAUUGAAACAAUACUACAAUGAGGAAGUUAUUACCAAUCCACGGUAUUGCUUUACACCAAGUUGUAUAUAUCGUCUACCAGAAAAUACAGAUUAUCACGGCUGUCUAGAAUAUAUUCGUAAUCUGCCAAUUAUCCAACACCCAGAAGUAUUUGGUUUACAUGAAAAUGCAGAUAUAACAAAAGAUAAUCAGGAAUCAUUGCAGCUUCUUAAAGGGACUCUAUUAACUCAACCACAUAUUACUAGCGUGGGAGUUGAGAGAGAUAUCGACGAUGUGGUUUACGGUCUAUGCGAUGACAUUUUAUCAAAAUUAACGUCGCGAUUUGAUAUUUUAGAAAUUUCUAAAAAAUAUCCAGUGCUCUAUAUAAAUAGUAUGAAUACGGUUCUUCGUCAAGAACUCAUUAAAUUUAAUAACCUCGUUGAUACGAUUAAAAGUACUUUAGUAGAUGUACAAAAAGCCAUUAAAGGACUGGUUCUAAUGUCAUCUGAGUUGGAAGAAGUUUUUCUCAGUAUGAGUAUUGGUACAGUGCCAGUUACCUGGAGUAAAAGAUCUUAUCCUUCGCUAAAAUCACUCGCAAGUUAUAUUAAUGACUUAUUAGACAGAUUAGCAUUUUUCCAAGACUGGAUAGAUCAUGAUGCACCAACUGUGUUUUGGAUAUCUGGCUUCUUCUUUACUCAAUCUUUUCUUACGGGAGUCUUGCAAAAUUAUGCCCGUAAAAAUAAAAUUCCAAUCGACAGAUUAGAUUUUCAAUUUGAAGUAACUCAGUUUGAAACUGAUGUAAAAACAACACCAUCUUAUGGAGUUUACAUAAGGGGUCUAUAUUUAGAAGGAGCAAGAUGGAAUAGACAGUUACAAGAAAUUGAUGAAUCUGAACCAAAGAUAAUGUUUGAUCUCCUUCCUGUAAUGUGGUUGAAACCCGGUAUAAAAGCUGAAUUUAUUAUUGAAUACGUAUAUCAUUGCCCUGUAUACAAAACAAGCGAAAGACGUGGCGUUUUGGCUACUACUGGUCAUUCUUCCAACUUUGUAUUAUAUAUUUUAUUACCAACACACGUUGACGAGUCUCACUGGAUUAAAAGAGGAGUAGCUUGCUUGUGUCAACUUGAUGAUUAAAUUAUUAAAAAAAUAUAUCAUUUUCUAUAUCAAUCUUAUAUGUAGAUGUCAAAAUAAUAUUACAUUUAAGAACCAUGUAUAUGAAAAUUUUUAAUAAAGAUUUUACAAAA